AUGGUAGCAUAUAUGUGGCGAUUCAUGAACAACGCCAGUUCACCCGUGCACAGCCGAUCGACAGGCCGGUUGACAAACUAUGAGAAAAUGUUAGCUGAACAGACUAUCAUCGUUGAAGCACAGCGGCAGGCAUACCCCGAAGAGUAUCGAACACUUCAAAAGUCUGGUGACGGAACUGCAAUAUUAGCAAAGAAGAAUCCGCUGGCCAAACGUAGCCCGUAUUUAGAACGCGAUGGAAUAAUACGGGUCAUGGGGCGAAUCGAUGAAUGCCGCUACGUAGGCGAUAAUACUAAACGGCCAAUCAUUCUCCCCAACGAUAGCAGUGUUACUGAGUUGAUCAUUCGAGGCUACCACUGGCGCUAUGGGCAUACGAAUCAGCGAACGAUUAUGAACGAA
This is a messenger RNA of Anopheles merus, 396 nucleotides long. RefSeq lists its product as uncharacterized. The transcript has a single exon. The annotation marks the transcript as partial. The record is from RefSeq and is a predicted model, not a curated record. Lineage: Eukaryota; Metazoa; Arthropoda; Insecta; Diptera; Culicidae.